This is a messenger RNA of Trichomycterus rosablanca, 8274 nucleotides long. It is a transcript of the gene atg2a, whose product is annotated as autophagy related 2A. Bases 338 to 6370 code for a protein of 2010 amino acids. The transcript has 42 exons. Gene Ontology annotation, cellular component: phagophore assembly site. Gene Ontology annotation, molecular function: phosphatidylinositol-3-phosphate binding. Gene Ontology annotation, biological process: autophagy of mitochondrion; piecemeal microautophagy of the nucleus; autophagosome assembly. NCBI's taxonomy places the organism in Eukaryota, Metazoa, Chordata, Actinopteri, Siluriformes, Trichomycteridae. The record is from RefSeq and is a predicted model, not a curated record.
AAAACGAAAGGACCUGUCGCCCGUCUCUGAAACACAAUUACUUGAAAGAAUAACCAGUUUUUCGGGGUGUCCUUUUUUGAAGAAUACGACGUCCUUGGAUUAGUGAAGCGGAAAACUCGUGGCUCUGAUUCAAAGAAUUUCUGAAUUUUUGUGUCAAAGAAAGGGAAGUUAGCUAGCUAGUGUGUCCAGCUAGCCACCCCUAACCCCGUUCUGUCUCUCGGUAUAAGAGUUAUCUCGUUGGGUGUAUUGUUAUGCAGUUCCCGGUGGACUGUUCUCCUACUCGUUUUCUUCCUCCUCCACCACCUUUGCACUCCCUCACCACGGUCUCUUUGGCCCUAUGUCUCGGUGGCUCUUCCCUUGGUCAGGCUCGAUAAAGAAACGGGCCUGUCGCUAUCUGUUACAGCAUUACCUCGGUCAUUUUUUGGAGGAGAGAUUGAGUUUGGACCAGUUGAGUUUGGACUUGUACAAUGGCAGUGGAGUUAUUAAGGAAAUUAAUCUCGACGUGUGGGCUGUGAAUGAGCUGCUCGAGUCACUUUCAGCCCCUCUGGAGAUAGUGGAGGGUUUUGUACAGAGUAUUUCAGUGACUAUCCCAUGGGCAGCACUUGUCACUGACCACUGCACACUUGAAGUUACUGGGCUACAGAUAACAUGCAGACCCAAAGACAGAACCAGCACAACCUGGGACUCCCAAGGAUGGUCGUCAUGUAUGACCUCCAGCAUGCAGCUGGCCCAGGAGUGUCUGAAGGACCCACCUGAGGCCUCCGAAGAGCCGCCUGCUCCGCUGGAGGGCCUGGAAAUGUUUGCACAGACAAUUGAGACAGUUUUACGAAGGAUAAAAGUUACUUUCCUGGACACUAUUGUGAGAAUUGAACAUCAAACUCCUGAUAAUAAGACUGGGGUCGCCUUAGAGAUGCGAAUUAAACGGCUGGAUUACUGUGAUGAAGCUGUGAGAGACUCAAAUCAAACAGUGCCUGUAGAUAUUCACCAACCCCCAGCCUUUCUGCACAAGAUUCUCACGCUCAACUCCGUACAGAUGCUCUAUGAGACUCUUGGAGAAGUGCAGAGUCAUGCUCCUGAAGAUACAGAGGGCAGCGAGGAUGAAGAGAAAGAUUCGUCCACCCCCCAGCCUUUACGGAUACAUCCAGAACCUUUGCUAAUUGGAAGCUGCUCUGGUUUUAUGGAGACCACUGUCAAAAUUAAACAAAACGACAUGCUUCCGGGGCCCAAGCUGGAGCUAGAUGGGAAGUUGGGCUGUCUCCAUCUCCUACUAUCACCCAGUCAGAUCAUUCACCUAACAGACCUCCUGACUGCCCUCUGCAUUGAAACAGAUGGUGGCAGUCAUGCUCCCGGUGGUGCUGGUGGUGGUGCUAGUCACAGUAGGCCUCUGGGUUCAGAUGAUCUGAGGUUGAUAGAGGAGGACCUUAGCAAACAACUAAGUGUAGAUACAACAGAAAGAGAUCUAGAGCUGAACACUGAGCCCUAUCUCAGUGGCCUGGAGAAUGGAGAGAUGUUUUACUCUAUGGGCCCUGGGUGUAUGACCAGUAGUGUGAUGUCUGCUCGCUCAGGGAGCGAACUCUCUGACAGUGACAUGGAGUCUUCAGUGCACAGCCAAAGCAGCCUGGCUCCACCAUACCCUUUCUCCCCACAGGGAAUGCUUAACUGCCCCAGACGUUAUCCUGUACCAGGAACUUUACCUAGUUUACCCCAAUGUAGCAGGCCUUCACGUCGCUUAACACAGGGUGGCCAGUCAGAAUCUAUGAAGCCUGAUUGUUUGCUCCGACUUUCUCUGGGUGGGGUCACUCUAACUCUACUGGAGAAGGAGCCAUCUUCUGUUUCCGAAGACCCAUCCUCACUGGCUGAGGUGUCCCGGGUGUUCUUUCGUGAGCUGGCCUUUUUUAAGGACAGCAUGUUCAGUGAAAGAGACUUUAAGAACCUGAGAGGCAGCUUCGCUAAAGCAUGUCCUCACUCUCAUCUCAGGCUAACAGGCGCGGCAGUGCAGGUGGCAUGUGAGAUGCGUAGCUCUGGGCGGCAUGCACGCUCCUUGACUUCUGACCUUUCCUUCAGCAGGCUGGAACUGCUGGAGUGUCUUUGGGAGCCAGGAGAUACACAGUACACUGAGUUGUUACAGUUUCAAACCGCUGGGCUCUUUACUGUGGGAGCUACUGCCAGACCCUGUGCUCAAAUCCAUUACAGCCUGACAGAGAAACACCAGCGCAAGAGUGGCUCCAAGCAGCGCAUAGUUCACAGAGACAGCUCAAUUUGUGUAGAGCUGGCUGAGCUCACUACUGAGAUAGAUCUAGACAUCUUGGGCAGAUUGAACAGCAUCACACAAGUGCUGAGCCACUGCCCCAGCCCACCUCAGAGACCAUUAGCCACCCAGACUCAGCUGCUUGAGCAGCACUCUUCUUUUACUCUCCUCUCACCCAAAGCUGUUCUGAGGCUUCGCUUCCCCAUCCCUGACCUGCGACCCUUAGAGCAGAGAAGAUCCCCUAACGAGCGAGCGGUGCGUAAAGAGAUCCUGAGUCUGGAGAUGUCCAACUUUGAGCUGAAGACGCAGCACGGCCCAGAUAUUCAGCAGCAGAUGCCAUCUUCUCCCACAGCCAAGCUUGCACAGCUGCUAGAGGCCAGCUUUAGCGACAUGCACGGAGUGUAUGAGGAUUGGGAGGGAGGCUCUUUCCCUUGUAUUUGUGUCCAAAAAAGUGCAGACUUUCAGGAUCCAGACAGCACACCCAGACUUGUGGUGCGUGUGAGUGGAGAAGCAGACUUGGAUGCUAAAGGCGGUGUAGGUGUGGGUGUGAACAAGGAAGUGGGGCAUGGAUUUGUGUCAGUGGAAAACCCCUGUGAAAUGAGAGAGAAGAACAGCUCCCCUUUCUCCUCCAACCGCACCAUGUUUGAGACAGAAGAGAUGGUGAUUCCAGCAGAUCCAGAGGAGAUGAAGGAAUUCCAGUCACAGUGUGUGGCUCAGAGUCAGUAUGUAGUGGAUAUCACGCUCCCUGUGGCUUACAUCCUGUUGCCUAGCAAAGAGGCUUUUCAAAGCAUCUACAACAGGAUCAAUAAUGAUUUGUUGAUGUGGGAGCCCCCACCAGCACCCCCUUCCCCUCCCACGCGCUCUUACAGCCCCCCACAGCAAUCCACAUUUGAGGACGUUGAGUUUCAGCUCUGCAAAUCUGCCUUCAGACUUGACUCAGACUCAGAUGAGGAAGAAUCCCAGUUCUAUUCACCUAGUGCCCAUGGAACAAAGUUACAGACAGAACCCCAAGCUAAUCACACCCUCAGCCUGCUUUGUCUAACUGUCCUGAUCGGCAAGGGUCGGCUGCAAGCUAUAACGGACACCAAAAAUGAAGCAGGACGGAAGGUGGAACAGUGCCAUGGUGAACUGUUACUAGAUUUUGAAGGCGGGAAGAUUUUCAGUGUUACGCAGCACCAGAAUAAUCCAAAUCUAAACUUUUUAACUAUUGAGAGCACAAAGGCCGAGCUAUACCAUAAAGCCGAGGUCCCAGACUCCCCUAUUCCUCAAAAAUUCGAAAUGCCUCGGUUUAUCCCUCCAAAACAUCUGGACCCGACCAUUUAUCGCACAGAGGUGGGAGUGAGCAACAUGGGACGCAAAGAGACAGGUGGACAGAUGUUGUCAACUGCCAUCAAAAUCACACUAGACCUCCAACGCAACGUCAAGGAGUUCCUUGUUGCAUUACGGCUGCAGGGUGCUACAUUAAGACAUCACAUGGCAUUGACCAAUCACAGCUGGCACGAGCAGCUGGUGGAUUUUCUGGACGUCAUUGAUGAAGAUAUUUUAGGAUACACACCGCCUGCAGUCAUAACAGUGUUACAUACACACCUGGCCACGUGUGCUGUUGAUUACAGGCCACUUUAUCUUCCACUGCGAGUGUUGCUUACAGCUGAAUCUUUCUCUUUAUCCAGUAAUAUUAUUGUGGAUACUGCCACGUUCCAUCUCAGGUUUAUCUUGGAUGACUCUGCAUUAUACCUCAGUGAUAAAUGUGAGAGUGAGACGGUAGAUUUGAAACGAGAUUAUGUGUGUGUGUUAGACAUCGACCUGUUGGAGCUGGCUAUUACGACAUGGAAAGGCAACAACACUGGUAAAAUGACUCAGCCUCUGUUCGAGCUGCGCUGUUCCAAUAACGUGGUUCACGUGCACACAUGUGCAGACUCCUGCGCUGCACUAGUGAACAUGCUACAGUACCUAGUCUCCCAGGGGGACCUGCACCCUCCCCCACGCCAUGCGUCCCCUACUGAGAUUGCUGGACAGAAACUUCCGCUCUCAGAAGCUCCUGCCUCUUUACCACCAUGUCCACCAGCAGAGACAGCUGAGAUUAACCAGUGUGAUCUCACCGAUGCCUUGAUUGACACAGAAAGAAGUCAGCAUGAAGAUCAUGAAGAAACUGAUUUUCCUUCUUCAGUAAAGCGGGGCUCACCUGUAUCAGUCUACCUAUUCCCUGGGGAAGGGUCAAAGUCUCGCUCAUCUCUGCUAGAAGGUGAAGAGUGUGAGCUGGAUCGACCGGUGGUCACAGCUACAGAGGUACAUGCAGAUAUGAUAUUUGAAGAAGGUUCUGAAGGCUCCACUGACAACGAUGACUUCUGUAUUUUAGAGGCUCCUGGUAUUGGCAUUCCUCCUAAAGAUGGAGAGCCAGUUGUGAAGUUAUUGUGCCAGGGUCCUAUUAAGGUGCGUGAUGGCCAUUUCUCCCGCCCCCGAGGCAGUUCGGACCUGCUGCGUGCACCCUCGCUUUUUCCUGUGCCCCAGAGUAGAGUAGUGCUCAGAGAGGUAUCAGUUGUCUGGCAUCUCUAUGGAGGCAAAGAUUUUGGAGGCAAACCCACUGCUGCUCAUACACAACAAAGCCACAGAGGUCGCUCUGCCCCAGCAGGAGCCCGUGCUUCUCCCUCACGCUCUGCUGGCACUUCCAGGCCUCAAAAUUCAUGGCGUUGGGUUGGUGGCAGUGGUAGAAAGCACUCACAGCUUAUGGAGAUCCAGCUGAUGAAGGUGAGCUUCCAGCACGAGUCAUACCCUGUCAUGACGCCCCCUGCAGUCCCAGGGCAGGACGUGGAGGGGGCGGGGCUUGGAGAGCAACCGCUCUCCAGACAGGUGUUUAUUGUGCAGGAACUGGAGGUACGAGACAGGCUGGCCACUUCCCAGAUCAACAAGUUUCUCUACCUAUACACCAGCGAGAGCAUGCCACGGAGAGCCCACUCCAACAUGCUGACAAUAAAGGCUCUACAGGUGCUUCCUGAGUCUGGCCUGGGUGGCCCAGAGUGCUGUCUGAGAGUUAGCCUGCUUCCCCUCAGACUGAACAUAGACCAGGAUGCACUUUUCUUUCUAAAGAGCUUUUUUAGCGACAUGGCUGCUGGCAUUAACCCCUACCUGCCUGUCGACCCAGCAGCUGAAGUAAAGGCAGAAUCUGCACACAAAGCUACAGAAGAGAUGGAAGCUGGCUCUGGAUUGGGCCCUGACCUCACUGCUUCUGUAGAGACAACCUAUAGUGAGCAGAGCUCUUCUUCAGCUGGCUCCUCCUCUUCCUCUGACCAGCCGAUUUACUUCCGGGAGUUUCGGUUCACCUCAGAAGUUCCCAUAUGGCUGGACUAUCAUGGCAAGCAUGUGACUAUUGAGCAGGGGACAUUUGCAGGGAUCCUCAUUGGCCUGGCCCAGCUGAACUGCUCAGAGCUGAAACUGAAAAGACUCUGUUGUAGACACGGGCUGUUGGGAGUGGAUAAAGUCAUUCAGUAUGCUGUGAAUGAGUGGCUAACUGAUAUCAAGAAAAACCAGUUACCAGGCAUUCUGGGAGGUGUGGGCCCAAUGCACUCUGUAGUGCAGCUGUUCCAUGGCGUAAAGGAUCUGUUUUGGAUGCCUAUUGAGCAGUACAGGAAAGAUGGGCGUAUAAUUCGGGGUCUGCAGAGGGGAGCAGCAUCGUUUGGCACCUCUACAGCUUCUGCUGCUCUGGAGUUGAGCAACAGACUGGUGCAGGCUAUACAGGCCACAGCUGAAACUGUGUAUGACAUCCUGUCCCCAACUCCACCUCUAAACCGCUGUGUGACAGAUGGACGACCCACUACCCGGCCUAGACGAACUCCGCAACCAGCUGACCUCAGAGAAGGUGUCGCCAAAGCCUAUGACACCGUCAGAGAGGGGGUGAUAGACACGGCUCAAACUCUGUGUGAUGUGGCCUCUCGCGGACACGAGCAGAAAGGUCUUCCAGGAGCUGUCGGCGGGGUCCUGCGUCAGAUCCCUCCCACCGUGGUGCGUCCCUUAAUAGUGGCCUCUGAAGCUACGUCCAACCUGCUUGGUGGCAUGCGGAACCAAAUCAAACCUGACGCACGUAAAGAGGACUUCUUAAAAUGGCGCACAGAAGAUACUCAAGAAUGACCGAUGACUAGGAUGACUGCUAGAUGAUUUUUGUUAGUGUGAAUGGUGAAUGCAUGAGUGGUCGGGUAAAAAUGUGGAAAAUCUAAUCUAGUAUUAAUGCAAAAAUGAAGAAAAAAAAUUGCCGCUCAGCAAAACAUGAGAUGUUUAAGUGACUUCCAGAUGUUGCACAUUUUCAUGUUCAUAAGCAGAGCUCUUGGCAGAAAAGUGCAAUUCGCUGCCUUCUCUUUCUAGCUGAUGUUAUGCAAUCAUAUCAUUUUAGACAGUGAGUGUGCUUUACACCGUCACUAAUAACCUGAUCAAUAUCUGAUCUCUGCAAGUAUCUGGUUUAGGUUGUUUUUCAAUAGUCAGAUCACUAAAAAUCAGUGUAAUGGCAGUUUUGUCAUGCAUUUUUAAGAAAUUAAAUUGCGCCAUCUGGAUUUAAACCCAGUAAUCAGGUUUAGUUAGACUUCCACAAAGGCAGCACUCAGUUGAACACAACUUAAACAUGUACAUGAGCUGGUGAUUUAUGAUGCUACAUUAAUUUGGGAGCUAAUUAGUUAAAAGUAACCUUGAGAUAAUUGUGCUUCCUACGAAAGAGCAAGAAAUAUGAACAAGACAAAUGAAAUGUUGUAAAACUACAUUGUUACUGGGAAAUGUAAUAAAACAGCGUCACUGAAUAUCAACAUCUGCUAAAAGAUUACUGGCUAAAUUACUGUGUGCAAUGCAGUAACGUCGGACAGGACGCCAGUCCAUAACGGGGUCUUGGUCAUCCCCCAUCCCAGAAAAAAAGCCAAUCAUGUCAGUAUGUAGAUAACUGAUUGGCAGAUAGCACCACUGGGGAUUCAACCCUGAGCGCCGCGAGUAUGUACUGAUUGCCAAAAUCUGAUUAUGUGCUUAUUCUGUGUAUGUAAAGACACUCACUGUUCACUCACUACUAGAUUUCCGUUUCUCUUGGAUUUGCACACCAGGCAUCUAAAAUGAUUCAUUAUUGUUCUCUUAUUAUUUGAACUCUUCAGUAUUCUCUUUUGUCUUUAUAGCUAAUCUAAAUUUCUUCACAUUGUCUUUGUUGGGAUCCAAGACAACCUUAAUGUCCCACAAUCUAGUGUAAAAGUGGCCUUGCCAUAAUUACUCUGAAAUUGUAGGUACUCUUUGUUAGCCUAUAAAAUAACUUAUGAUCUUCUUUAGCUCUAAUCCUAAUGUUAUAGUGUCAUAAUUCUGCUCAUUAUCAAGGUGAACCAUGUUUGUUUGAACAUUAGUUUGCUUUCCUGAUGCCAGUAUACAUGUUUCAUAUUGGGUCCAUAGCCUACCCCGGCAACACUGGGGGCAAGGUGGGACUGCACUAGGAACAAAGCACUAAUACACAGCAAAGCAUAACAGUGUCUCUAAAAUAAGUCCAAUUAUUUUGGAUAUUUGUCUGAUUACUAGACUGCUUUCCUGAGUGACCGUUACUCCUCACAGUUUUUGUGUAGUGGUUAAGCAAAAUUAGACAGGCUGAACCCAAAAUUGCUUGCAUCUCUCUUGUUGGUUGCCUUCUUAAAUUUUAAAACUCUUUUAUUAUGUAAUUUUGAUCAAAAUUCUUAACCAAAUUCAUCACAUUGUAGUCUGUACUGUGAAGCUAUUUAGUAACUGAAAGAUGAGAAAGGGGUUUGUGGUUAAUAUUUGACAUUUUUUGUUUCACACUUUAAGGGACGUGUGUAUGUAUGUGGAUGAAUGAAGAGAUGCAUGUUUUUGGGUUGAUUGUUGUUUCGAUGCAGUGGUCUCCAGGCUGUGUGAAGCAUAGCUUUCACCAUAUGUGUUUUUUUUCUGUGAUUACUUCUAUAUCAUAAGCUGUAAGAAUAAUCUGUAUAAUACCAAAAUAAAAUGUAAACAAGUUAAUACAAAAAUAAUAAAACAUGUACAUAAAACAUUAGUCUGUAUAGAGCUUG